This is a messenger RNA of Grammomys surdaster, 954 nucleotides long. RefSeq names its product olfactory receptor 2A1/2A42-like. The record is from RefSeq and is a predicted model, not a curated record. Bases 1 to 954 code for a protein of 317 amino acids. NCBI's taxonomy places the organism in Eukaryota, Metazoa, Chordata, Mammalia, Rodentia, Muridae. Gene Ontology annotation, molecular function: G protein-coupled receptor activity; olfactory receptor activity. Gene Ontology annotation, biological process: G protein-coupled receptor signaling pathway. The transcript has a single exon. Gene Ontology annotation, cellular component: membrane.
AUGAAGAGAAAUCAGACGAUGGUCACAGAGUUCAUUCUGCUGGGAUUCUGUCUUGGCCAAAGGAUUCAACUUAUUCUUUUUCUACUAUUCUUUCUUUUAUAUAUUUUCACCAUACUGGGGAAUGGGACUAUCCUUGCAAUAAUCUGCCUGGACUCCAGACUCCACACUCCCAUGUACUUCUUCCUAUCCCAGCUGGCUAUUGUCGAUAUGGCCUAUGCCUGCAAUACAGUGCCACAGACACUCAUAAACCUCUUGGAUGAGACCAGGCCCAUAACCUUUGCUGGAUGCAUGACACAGACAUUUCUCUUCUUGGCUUUCGCACACACAGAAUGUGUGCUCCUUGUGGUGAUGUCCUAUGACCGCUAUGUAGCUAUCUGCCAUCCGCUACACUACACUGUCAUCAUGAACUGGAGAGUGUGUACCAUCCUGGUUGUUGUUUCCUGGAUAGUUAGUUUUCUUCUGGCUCUGGUCCAUGUAGUCCUCAUGCUGAGGCUGCCCUUCAGUGGACCUCAUGAAAUCAAUCACUUCUUCUGUGAAAUCCUAUCUGUCCUCAAGCUUGCCUGUGCCGACACAACACUCAAUCAAGUAGUUAUCUUUGCAGCUUGUGUGUUCAUAUUAGUAGGGCCCCUGUGCUUUGUCCUAAUCUCCUACACCCGCAUCCUGCUGGCAAUCCUGAGGAUCCAGUCAGGGGAAGGUCGCAGAAAGGCUUUCUCCACCUGUUCCUCCCACCUCUGUGUGGUCGGACUCUUCUUUGGCAGCGCCAUCAUCAUGUACAUGGCCCCCAAGUCCCAGCACCCAGAGGAGCAGCAGAAGGUCCUUUUUCUGUUUUAUAGCUUUUUCAACCCCAUGCUGAACCCUUUUAUCUACAGCCUGAGGAACGCUGAGGUCAAGGGUGCUCUCAGGAGGACACUGAGCAAAGCAAGUCAUUCCCAGUUGGUGUGGUGUUCUGAAUAG